AUGAGCAACGCACAAACAGGGAGCUCUGCGGGUGCUAGCUCUGCUGCCGGUCAACGACCAGUGUCCAAAGCAGAAGCCUCGAACCCGCGAGAGUUCCAGCUCAACCAGCUCAGAAGACGGUUCCAUCCGACAGAAACCAGCAAUGACGAUGGAACGACGUUGAGUUUCGGCUUGGCUCCUUCGGAUCCUGACUUUCCGUUUGAUAUGGACAAGCUUCAGUGUAUCUUGCAUGUUCCCGGGACAUUUCCGGCGCAAGGACGGCCGUCUAUCAAAGUCACCAAUCCUGAAAUGGGCAGUGCGUUUCAGGAAAAUAUCUCGAGAGGAUUCGAUGAUAUAGUCGAUAGCACUAUCAGAAGUGGUAGUCGUGGGACUUUGCUCAGCUGGAUGAACAGUCUCGAUCGGCAUUUGGAGCGUUUGCUCACUACUACGGAACGGGGGCCUACGUUGAAGUUCGUGCCUAACGUGGGCGGCAAAGGGAAGCCAGAGGAGCAAAAGCUAGUGUCAAAGAUGAGUUCUCUAGCUGUGUCUUCUGGGAAGAAGGCCAACUCGACUCAGGUUGAAGCAGCGAGCCCUCAGCCUCCGAGACCCGUAUACACCGCGGAAGAGAAGGCCCAGGCGGAGAAAAGAAGAACAGUUGAGACGAAGCAACUUGACGCUCGUCUGGGAAGGCUGCCUCUUUUUCAAAAGUCCAGCGAUGGUCUGUCGUUCGUUAUUCCAAUCCAACCGACUAAGCUAGAUCGUCUGCCUAUUUCUGUUCGCUCCGUCAAGACAGUGAAGCUCCUAGUGCCUAGCCUGUAUCCUCUUGAACCGAGCACUGUUCAUUUGCAGGGCAUUGAUAGCCCAGAAGGGCGUGCUGUGGAAGCUGGCUUCUCGCAGUGGCUUGAAGGGAACAAACAGUUGACUCUCGUGUCGCAAGUGAACUACUUGACCAGCAAUAUGCAUAAAUUCGCCAAAACACCGCUGAAAGCCCCUGAACCAGCUCCUUUGCCUGUGGUAUCUGAUGAUAUAGUACCCAGCGAGCCUCCAUCUCAAGCAGAAGGAGUGACAUUGGAAGAUAAACCACACGUUCACGUUGUGCCCCGCCCUCCUGAAUGGGCUGUGGGUGAUAACGGUAGUGACACUGACGACUCAGAGAUGACUCCGUCUGAGGAUGAGUUUUCUGACGACGAUGAGGAAGAAGGCGGGGCUCCCGUUCCAGAUCUUCCGGAGCCUACGACGACCGAGCGUGGUGUCGCCCUCUCUUUCCCUUUUCUGGAGCUCUACGGAAUCGAGCUUUUGGAGCUUGUAGGUCUCUACAUCACCAUAAAGUGCGAUCGAUGCAAAGAGCAAUUGGAUGUCAGAAAUAUUCCACAGAUCAGGGACAAGAGUGAUGAGUUGUCUCCCAAGAUCGAGAGUUGCAAGAAAUGCGCAAAUACCAUGAGUCUUGGGUUCCGUCGACAGCUUAUGCAUCCUAGCGCCACUCGUGCGGGCUAUCUUGACUUGGAUGGGUGCACAGUCGUGGAUCUUCUGCCUAGUAGCUUUAUCCCGACCUGUGCGGAAUGCUCAACAGCGUUUCCCGCGCCUGGUGUUGUCGCAGUUCGAGGCGAAAGUGCCAUGGCGAAUUGCCGACAAUGUCACCGCAAAAUGGUCAUGAAAAUUCCCGAAGUCAAGUUUCUGAAAGUGGGGUCGGCAGCAUAUUCAUCUCGUUUCCGCGAGCCUCCACGGAAGAAGCCCAAGGAAGUUCUCGGCAUCGUUGCUGGUCAAGAAUUGCCUCGUCGUGGCCGCUGUACGCACUACGGCAAGAGUUAUCGGUGGUUCAGAUUCAGCUGCUGUGCGAAGGUCUUCCCUUGUGAUAAAUGCCACGAUGCCGCUACAGACCAUCCCAAUGAGCAUGCUAACCGUAUGAUUUGCGGCUUUUGCUCACGAGAGCAAAUCUACCGGCCCGAAAAUUGCGGAAUAUGCCGGGCAGUGCUGAUUGGCAAAGCCGGUAGCGGAUUCUGGGAGGGCGGAAAAGGAACGAGAAACAGAGUACUCAUGAGUCGGAAGGAUCCACGUAAAUACAAGCGUCGUGGGGGAACAACACCAGGCGGUGCCAGUUCCUCGAAGAAGUAG
Messenger RNA from Aspergillus tubingensis, 2091 nucleotides. RefSeq lists its product as uncharacterized. The record is from RefSeq and is a predicted model, not a curated record. Bases 1 to 2091 code for a protein of 696 amino acids. The transcript has 10 exons. Lineage: Eukaryota; Fungi; Ascomycota; Eurotiomycetes; Eurotiales; Aspergillaceae. Gene Ontology annotation, molecular function: zinc ion binding.